Messenger RNA from Linum trigynum, 2749 nucleotides. The record is from the annotation of a GenBank genome assembly. NCBI's taxonomy places the organism in Eukaryota, Viridiplantae, Streptophyta, Magnoliopsida, Malpighiales, Linaceae.
UAUUUCCCCGAUAAAGCUGCUAGUACCAGGUGAACUCAUAUUGGCCAAAGUAGAAGAGAAGAAAAUGGUAGAGAGAUUUAAAAAUAAUUUUAAUAAAAAUAAUUAUUAUAUAAUAAUGCUCAAAUAUAAUUAUUUAUAACAACAAUAAUAAUCAUUGGUCGAGCAACCUCGAAACUCGAAAUCCAACUCGUAACUGGUCAUCCUAAGGGGGUUCUCGUGCCUAACUUUAAAUUGAAUAUGGUCAAACUUAGUCAAACACGUUCGAAUCUGUAAGUUUUAACUACUUAUUAAAGUAAAUCGAGUUAACUAAACUGUUCCUCUCUAUCUUUUCAACAAAUGCUUCUUAUCUCUAAUUUUCAAUGCAAAUUCGGGUCAACUAAGAGAUAUCGAUUUGACGAGGCGAACAUUGACAAACUUGCUCUCUUAGUCAAACGGUCAACUCCAAACAACUUCUACACUAAUAUAGAUAUAAGAAAAAAUUAAUAAUAUUAAUUAUUAUGUAAUUAUAAUCUAAUUAAAAAUUCAUAAUUCCCCUCCUCCUCCUUCCCCCUCCCUUCCUUCCUUUCCUUGCACCCCAAUUUGGGGGGUAAGCCGAAACAGUGAAUUUACGCUCACGUUUUGCACCCCCCUACUGUUACAAAAUAACCAAACGGGGGUAAACACCUUGGAACUUGUGUUUACCCCUCCAAACUUGCACCCCCUUCCAUUUGCACCCCUUCCCAAACAUAGUGUAAGGGUGGCAACUUGGAAAGACAUGCCACGUUGGCAGAUUUGGGCCUGGGCCACGGACUCUUUUACCGAAUCAUAAUUGUGGCCCAACCAUUUUUGAGCCAGGAAGAACUGGGCUUGGCCUUUGAGAUUAUCACACUAAAUAAAAGAAAGAAAAAAAUAUAUUAGUAUGAACUCUUGAGCUAGACAAAAUAUUAGUCAAAAUUUUAAAAAUAAAACAUACUAAUCAAACAUUUUUUUUUAUAAAUUUUUAAAAUUUAGUUGUUGAUAUGUUACUGUUAACGACGCUCCACAUCAACUAACACGUCAAAUUUACUAGCCAACUCUUUCAGUUUUGAAAAAAUAUUAGACAACAUAUUGGACAAAAAUAUUGGACAAAAUAUUAGUUGAACCUCAUCCGCAAUCAAUUUUCAGAGUAUAUAAGACUUACGCACUCUUACGUGUAUCCAUCUCAAUCGUGCAAUCCAUUGGCAUUAAGAUAUGUCAUAGCAACCAUCGAGAUCGAUAAUCCGCAAAAGGAACGUGAUUCAUGUAUCAACAAUAAAAAAAUCAACGGCUAAAAUUUUACAAUAUUAUGACAGAUUUGACUAUUAUUUUGUAAAAAAAAAAAAUUUGACUUAAAUUUUUUAUUUUUGAUUAAUACACUAUAUUUACUUUUUUUUAUCGAUCGUCGCAUUACAGAAACUCUUCUAACACAGGUAUCAAAUUUUCCAACUCAAGAUCGUCUACCAUAAGUGGUCAUAAAAAUUUAACAAAUAGCUUUUUUUUUUAAUCUUGAUUACUAUUUUGUCAAAAUCGAAAGUUUAAAAUAAAUCGACUAACUGCGGCCAAGCACCAUCCAAUGAUUCCCAAACUCUGUCAAAAUCAAAAAGAGUCUGCAAGUUCAACUUCUACUCCUCCCUAACCUUCCCCGACAACGUACGUAACCCUCCUUUCAUUGUUUGUCGUUCGAUCUAAUUAACUAACUAACUAACUAAUUAAUUAAUAUUACGCAACCCUAUAUAUCAUCUAAUCACCAUUCUUAGUGUCACAAUCACAACUCCACUCACAAGAAGCAGAAGAAAGAGAAUGAACAAGCCAUGGAUCCAUCCCGCCGUCCUCCUCCUCCUCCUCUCCACCGUCGUUCCCUCAAUUACAAUCCACAAAGCCGACGCCGCGAAGGUAAUGAUGGAGUACAUCGGCGCCACAGGCUCCCCGAUCAACUUCCACGCCGUCCCGAUCCGCCCCGGCAUCAACUUCCACUUCAUCCUCGGCUUCGCCAUCGACGCCGACUUCUCCGGCAAACCACUCAACGGGAAAUUCAAACCUUACUGGGCCGAAAGCCUGACCCCGGAGUCCAUCUCGUCCCUCAAGGCCCGCCACGGCCCGACGGUGAAAGUCAUGGCCAGCCUGGGCGGAUGGAGCAUCGGUGAAAAAGUGCUCCGCUGGCGCCGGCCCAAAUCCCCGGCCCAAUGGAUCUCCAACGCCGUCUCCUCCCUACAAUCCCUCAUCGCCACCUACCACCUCGACGGCAUCGACGUCGACUACGAGACGUUCGGCCGGAGCGAGGCCGACGACGACAGCUUUGCCUACUGCGUCGGCGAGCUCAUCGCGCGGCUGAAGCGGGAGAGUUCGAUCUCCGUCGCCACGAUUGCGCCGUUCCACGCCACCGUGGCGCCCUACUUUGCUCUGUUUCGGAAGUACGGCGGGCUGAUCGACUAUGUGAACUACCAGUUUUACACGGACAAGGUGAAGAGCCCAGUGGGUUACCUGAGCGCGUUUCGGGUGCGGGCAAAGCAGUUCGGAAAGCGGAAGCUGCUGCCGAGCUACGAGGUGAAGGGGAGAGGAAUUCAGGGGGAUAGGUUUUUUGACGCACUGGCGAUGCUGGAGAGGAAUGGAUUUGGGGUGAAUGGAGUUAUGAUCUUCUCGGCGGAUGCUUCUGCUGCGGCGGAUGUUGAUUUCAAGUACGAGAAGAAAGCUCAAGCUUUCUUACUCAAUAGCACCCGUCAUUCAUAGAUGGAAAGAAAAGGAUUGGCUUUUA